Sebastes umbrosus (honeycomb rockfish) is the source of this 2773-nucleotide messenger RNA. Its product is annotated as hyaluronidase PH-20-like. Gene Ontology annotation, biological process: hyaluronan catabolic process; carbohydrate metabolic process. NCBI's taxonomy places the organism in Eukaryota, Metazoa, Chordata, Actinopteri, Perciformes, Sebastidae. Gene Ontology annotation, molecular function: hyalurononglucosaminidase activity. The coding region runs from base 394 to 2499 and encodes 701 amino acids. The transcript is spliced from 8 exons. Gene Ontology annotation, cellular component: acrosomal vesicle. The record is from RefSeq and is a predicted model, not a curated record.
AUGAGUGUCAGUUUUAAUCCCAUUUGCUUUCACAGCCUCCAUUGUUGUAAUUACUUAUUCAUCCCAUCACAGGUGACAAGCACUAGCAUCAACACCAGUGCAAUAACAAUCUAAGCUCCGUACUAAUGCCCCACUCAGUGCGCGUCACUGUGAGGACAGUGCACGUCCCCGUGACCUCACACCCAGGUGUGCCUUCCUCCUCGGCUCCAAGGCAAACUUGGCACCGUGCGAUCAAAACAAGAUAUUUUCUGAGACAAACAACGAAGAGCAUCCUCGUACCAGGCCUCUCCUCCUCUACCUACUGUAUAUUAGACUCUGUCAUUUUUGAGAGGACACUCCAGUCAACACAUGGUGAGACGGGUCCACUGAAGGCAUGUCCAGCCAGAGGAAAGGAUGGUUUCAGUCACACAGAAGAGCAUGCUGCUGCUUCUCUCUCUCAGCCCGUCAAUCUUUCCCCCUCUGUCCAUCUCUAUCCUCCAUGCUCUCACCUUCUCUGUCUGGCCUGUUCUUUCUUUAUCUGUCCCGACAACAUCAAAAGCCUUUACCCCCUCUGUUGGUAACACCACUCCUGCAAUCCUAAAGUCAUCCACCUCCACCUCCACCACCAGCCCGUCGUCUUCAUCAGAGGCUUCUACAUCUACAACUCCCUCAAAAUCAAUGUCAGCUACAUCUACACUUUUGGACCAAACAUCCCCCAGAGACCUCGUCAUAUCCUCACCCUCACUUUACCUGCUACCUCACCCCUGCAAACAUCUGACAUCAUCCCUCAAAUCUAUAGGACCACCUCUGCAUAAAAACCGACCAUGUCAUUUGUCCAAAAUGACUCGUGUGUCUUCUGAAAAACUUGCUAAACUGUUCCCUCCUUCCAACUCAACUUCACUUCCAAAAGGUUUGCCAUCUUCCCCUCUGCCUCAAACCGCUUCAACCAAGCUUCCCCCUCCUGUUUCAACAUCAUCAUCAUCAACAUUCUCCUCUACAACGUUCCUGCCUUUAACCUCUAACACAUCACCCCCUCCUCUUACCAAAACUUCAUCCAUCCCUCUCCCCAAAACCUCGCCGUCUCCUCCUGAAGCGGCAGCCUCUCGUCCGCCUAGACCGCUUCCGCUUCCGCCUCCCCCUCUCCCUCACACCGCAGCUCCGCUGUUUGAGCACCAGCCCUUCAUUGUUAGUUGGAACAUCCCUAAUCUGGUGUGUAACAGGUACAACAUCUCACUGGACACCUCGCCCUUUAAAGGAGUGGCCACACCUGCUAAGGUCCCAGGUCAGUUCCUGUCUCUGUUCUACACAGACCGAUUGGGUCUUUACCCACAUGUAGACCUCGCUAGAAGGAAACUCCUCAAUGGUGGCAUCCCUCAGAGAGGUAACCUGAAAGCCAGCAUGAUCAAGGCCAGAGAAGAUAUUAACUACUACAUCCCAUCCAAGACCAGCCGAGGCUUGGCCGUGAUAGACUGGGAGGAAUGGCGCCCCCUGUGGGACAGAAACUGGGGCACUAAGACAAUCUACCAGUCUUUAUCUGUGGCACACACAGUGCAGUCAAACCGCUCCCUCACAGUGCAGCAGGCCACAGAGAGAGCCAAACAACAGUUCCAGGUAGCAGCUAAGAGUUUUAUGUCAGGGAUGUUGGCGAUGGGCAGGGCAAUGAGACCGAACUAUCUCUGGGGCUUCUACCUGUUUCCUAACUGCUAUAAUUAUGGCUGGGAGCAGCCAGACUACACCGGCCGUUGCUCCAAGGAGGUGAGGAGUCAGAACGAUGAGCUGCUCUGGCUGUGGGAGUCCAGCACCGCUCUCUACCCAUCCGCCUACCUGCAGGUCUCUCUGGCAGACAAUCCCAGAGCCGCCCUGAUGGUGAGGAACCGUGUCCAGGAAGCUCUGAGAGUCUCUGCUCUGCCCAGAUGGAGUGGAACUGCGCCCGUAUUUGCUUACAUGCGACCUGUUUUUGUUGACCAGAACAGACGCUUCCUCAGCCAGGGAGACUUGGUCAGCACCAUUGGGGAGAGUGCAGCGGUGGGAGCGUCUGGCGCUGUGCUGUGGGGGGCCAGCGCUGACUACGAUGACCAGACGUCUUGCGCAGCCCUCUCAUCCUACCUCUCCACCACCCUCAACCCGUACAUCACCAAUGUCACCGUGGCCGCCCAGCUCUGCAGCAACUUCCUGUGUCGAGGGAACGGCCGCUGUGUCCGGAAAAACUACAAGUCCAAUCACUACCUCCAUCUAAACCCCGAGAGUUUCAGGAUCCUGCACGUUCAGAAGCGCUACCUUGUCCUUGGGAGACCUACGCUCACAGACCUGAAGGCUUUGAACAGGAGGUUCACCUGUCAGUGCUACACAGGACUGAGCUGCUCUCCCAGGACGAACAGAGAGCUGGCCAAGGCCCUGAUAUUUAGUGUGAAGAAGCAAGGGCUGUACCAGAAGUUUCACACUCUGAAUAAAGCCAUGUUGCAUGAUAUACAACAAGGAAGUAUUACUAAGGACAGUAUUAAAAAGAACAUGGAAAUUUAGCUUGUAAUCAAAAUGUUUGGUCAUACUUCAUUUUUUUCCUUAACUAAACUUCAACCGAAACUGUACAUCCAGACCUAAGAACUACACCACCUCAUCUAUAGGCUAUAAUGCAUGUAUACAAUAACCACUGACAGAAUGUAACAAGCUCCAUAUAGUGUUGCCAAAGAACAGGGGUUUGCCUCAAAUCAAACCAACUUACAAACACGGUGCUGUUUUAGUUGUGACAAUAUUAUCCUCGCUGUGUAUUUGUAUAUGAUUUGACUGUAUAUGUAAA